Dunckerocampus dactyliophorus (ringed pipefish) is the source of this 6328-nucleotide messenger RNA. RefSeq lists its product as uncharacterized. Lineage: Eukaryota; Metazoa; Chordata; Actinopteri; Syngnathiformes; Syngnathidae. Gene Ontology annotation, biological process: neuropeptide signaling pathway. The transcript is spliced from 2 exons. Gene Ontology annotation, cellular component: neuron projection; membrane. Gene Ontology annotation, molecular function: G protein-coupled receptor activity; neuropeptide binding. The coding region runs from base 2026 to 2952 and encodes 308 amino acids. The record is from RefSeq and is a predicted model, not a curated record.
ACCACUAUACAGCAUGAUCACCAUUACGAUCAGACGUGACUUCUUCAACUCCAACGAGGCCCGAUGACGGAUAAUAAUACAAGUAAUCAUGUGGAGCUUACCGGGAUGUAGUUGAGCUUCGGGGCACCUUGUGCUCCACCGAACGCUCCGGUUAAAGACCAGCCAGCCUGCUCACAGUCCGACCCAGCAAGACUCCCACAACCGAGCUCUGUCUCGCUUCCUCGACGAAGACUGCAAGCAAACAAGUCGGAGCUUCCACCACCAACGAAGACGGGCAGCACUCCACGCCGAGACGAGCACGCUUCCCCUCGCGUUCCAUCCACUCCACUCCGCGACGGAGAGCCGAUCGGCUCGGAUCCUGCACCUCCAGCCGCUACACGGAGCUUUGGGUUGGCCAGCGAGCUGAACAACACAACGACCAGCAGCAGCGAGGCUCGGGCUGACACACGGGCCGAGCCCUGUCCCCCUCUCGCCGGGCGCAAAGUCAGCAGAUGCUCGGCGAACAAAAGUCUCCACGUUGGUUGAUGAUUGCUGCCUGUUCUUCUAACGUUUUACAUAACAAGAGGAGGAACGUUCUACACAUCCUACUUCGCUGCUGCUGGAGCAUGUGAUGGCAACAUGGUGAGCCUUUUAAAGGGGUAUCCACGCGUGACUCACGCACGUACACGCUCACACGUACGCGACCCACCCUGUCAACUUCGCAGGGGAGCUCCACUGUGACGUUCCUGUGUUAAUGCAAGCACCUACUGUAUGUACAACAACUACAUGCAACACCUGUGCACAACACCCGUGUACCUCCUGUUGCACGCACUUGCUAACGUUCUAAACUGUCACGCAAGUGUAAAAGGAAGUUAAGCACUGCAAAAAGUAAUGACAUCAAAGCUUAUCCGUGAUGAACCGCGGAAGACUGAUUUGUUUGGAUUUAGAAUAAUUUUUUCCCCAUAACAACAAAUGGCAAGAGAAUAAAUCCGUCCCAGGGUCAAACUAUGUCCGUCAUUUGUAAGCAGGGAUGUCCUGAUCCACAUUUUUGGCUUCAGAUCGAUCCAAUUUUUUUUUAUUAAUAAGCAUAGUUACAAACAUCAAUUUGUGGACUUGAAAAUGAUUAUGAAAAUAGCUCUUCAAAACAUUAAAAAGAAUGUAAGCAAAGUAUUGCUAAAUGUACUUUAUUAUUACACAGCAUGACUAACAAUAUUGUUUGGCUUUUGAAACAAACCUCUGUGAGUCAGGUCCCUAAUCCAAUAAUAGAUCCAAUAAAAGUCCAUCCAAUAAAAGAUCAAAUUGGAAAAAAUGGGCGUGCAAAAUACUUUUAGGGUAGCACUAAUCAUUUGACAUGGUUAUUGAUCAAUUUGCGGUGUGACAAACUCUUUUCAACGCAAAAGUAAUUCAAUGACGGUCCCUAGUAUAGACAACCAAUGGUUAGAGCGGCACUUCCCGUGUGAGCUCCCCGCACCAUGACACAGCAGUCCAGGCAGAGUGAGAGGGAACUAUCGCUGUAGCUAUGGAGCCGAACAUCCAACGUAAAACUAGCUGCAUGGUGGUGUUGCGUUUUCUUCUUCUUGCAGGUGACGGGAGUCGAGUGGCAACCAGCUUUGAGGCGCAUUACCGCACCUACCGUGUUGGAGUGUGGCCCAGAGUUACGAACGCUAAACGGCAACCGGAUUGGCCCGAUCUCGUGGCAGAAGCCGAUACUAUCCGAUCUUCAAAAUAAAGAGUAUCGGCAGCCGAUCCCGAUCCUGAAGCUCUGAUCUGGACAUGCCUAUUUUUAACCAGUGGAAAACAACAAACAUGUCCAUGCCUUCAAUCAAUCCAUGGUCUCUGGAUGAUGCUUUGCAAAGCUCAGAGGUGAAACUUUAAUGACUCCCAGCCUUCAGAAGUUUCCAGAAGGUUUGUUUUGCUGUCUUUAUAAUGAGCAAUCAUCACAGUCUCUCUCUCUCUCUCUCUCUCCACUCUUGUCACAUCUCGGAGAACUUUGAUAACAAGCGUCUCCUCACCGAUGCUCCAAAGUGAGGAGUCACUGAUCCAAUCAUGCUGGAGUUGUCCAUCCACCUCCUGAUAUUAAGAGUGGUCCUCUCCUGCAUGGGGCUGGUGGGUAAUGCGGUCCUCAUCCUUUCCAUCAUUCACACCGGGGUCUCCCCACUCAAAACAUUCAAGCUGUUUCUUCUGGGAUUGGCCACGGCCAACCUGGAGGAGAUUCUCAUCAUCAACAUCGAUGACGUCCUUCAGACCUCGUACGUCGUCUCGGACGCUUGGUCCUGUCGCUCGCUGAAGUUCCUGACCGUGUUUGGAGAAAUUAGCAGCAUCCUCUUCACCGUCCUCAUCAGCAUCUAUCGCUACCAGAAGAUGAGAGAUAGCAACAAAAGGGUCCACCUUCCCAUCUACCUGGACAACAUCCGGGCGGCCUGGAUGGUGAGCGGGCUUUGCGUCGGCAUCUCCGUUGUCCUGAGCACCCCUAUCUUUGUCAUGAACCUGCAAGGCCAGGCAGGGAACCUCACGAGGAACCACACAGGAUGCCCAUUGGACUUCUUCCUUUGCAGCAACCAUCACUGUCCAACAGUCAACCGCGUUUACAAGUACGUCUUCCUCCUGCUGUGCAAUCUACUGCCUCUGAUCGUUGUCACGCUCACCAGCGGUCUCAUCGUCGCUGUGCUGCUCAGUCGGACGACGACUGUGAUGCCCAUUGCCAGCGUGAGCGGCUCGACGCAGACCGUGAGAAAGCGUAACAGUCGGAGGCUUCACCGGAGCACCGUCGCUAUCCUGGCGGCCAUGGCGCUCUUCCAGGUGGACUGGACUCUCUAUCUGGUCUUCCAGAUGGCUUUCAACCCCACAGAUGUCCCGUUUUGGGCGGAAUUGGAGUUCUUUAUAUCCACGUCCUAUACGUCCAUUAGUCCAUACGUGUACGGGACUGGGAAUAGCUUGUUCUCCGUCAAGAACUUUAGAAGAAUGUUCUUGUAGUGGCAAAGGUGGGAAAAUGGUGAAGCACCUUAUUUCUGCUUGUUUGUACGUCCGAUUGUUAGUUCCAAAGCUACUUUGUGGGUCAUGGAGAAUGACGGAGCAUGUCACAAAUAGAUGGGUGUGGGACUCUGUAGUCCUGAGUCAGGGUGGGCAAUCCAAUGCCAAGUCAAUACAGAGAAAGUACUCAUUGAUACUGACACUUUUUCUUUCUUUACACUUUUUUCAGGAUCAUUGAAUGAUUUUGCCUUAAAUUGAUUAUUAUCAGAAUGAAACACAGGACACAGACUUUAGGAAAACAAAUAUAUUAUCAACAACCUUAUUUGUGAACAAUUUAACAAACAAUAAUAAUUGAUUGAUAAUUGAUUCUUAUACGCAUCGCGAUGCGGACAUUGACGAUUAUUAAUGGAUUCAUAAAUUAAAAUAAUCCAUGCCGACGGAACAAAAAGACGGAAAGCGGAAGUGCAGCCUGGACGGUUUAUGGUGGUGCACCUAGGCGUAAGACGCUACCAGAACGGCUGAGCGUAAACUCCGACUCGCACCCGCUGGAUUCAAAGCGAGCGUCUGGAAGCGCUUUGGCUUUCACGUCGUUGAAGGUAAAAGAGAUUUGGACAACAGCCAGACAAUAUGCAAGCUUUGUCAUACAAGCUUCAGAUACUUUGGGAACACGACAAAUAUGAGAAAGCACAUAACACGUUUCCACCCCAACCAGCCAGAGAACCAUCGAGCAGGUGAUAACUAAUUUUCCACCCAACUCUUUGGAAAAGUGUUUCUGCUUGAAACACUUUUAUUGCAAAGGAUUUGCGGUCGUAUACGCUGCUACUGGUGCACUUCACUUGUCCUGCUGGUGCCGUGCAAUGGGAAAUAUGUUGGUAGAUGGAACCUUCCAGUUAUUCAAAGAUAAUGGAAGUCAAUUCAUCUGUGUCAUGUUUAUUUUAAUUGGGGAUCAUUACAAUGCUUAUAUGCUUUGUUUUAGUAGUACAUAGUGAGUAAAAAGAAAUUAUAUGGAGAAAAAAAACAUGCUUGAAAAAAUUGACAAACUAUUGAUUACAAAAAAGGAUGCAUCGAUCAUCGAAUCGCAGGCCUCUGAAUCGUAAUCACAUCGAAUCGUGAGGUGACCAGAGAUUCCCACCCCUACUAAAUAAAAUAUAAGGAUUGUUCAUAUUGUAGAAGAAACAAUUGCUUCAGCAAAAUGAAGUCAAUAGUGCCAGAGAUAAACAAAAACUCCUAUUGGCAUUCAAAUCCUUCAAAGUCCAAACACACACUCAGAUAUUUUUGAAAAUAAAGACAGAAGAGAACUGAAAAACAUAGAUCUCGUCACGCUUUCAAUUGCUAUCAAUAAUGGUAUCGAUCCACCCGGCUCUACUCCUGAGUACCAUCCUGAACCAAACGACCAAAAGCUUUGCACCAAAAUGUAAGAGGCCGUUUCUCACCACAUGUUUUUGCGUAAUCCUGCCGUUUAGUUUUAUUGGACUGAGCGACUUUCACAUUCAAUAAAAACUGCAGCACAUUAUAAUCCCCCCCACCCCCUCACCCUGGAGAGGGGGUUUAUUGCAGAGCUUUUCUAUCAUAUGCCACUGUUUUUAUCUGCCUAAUAAAUAUUAAAGUGGGUGCACAUUACGUCAAUAAUCACUUUUCUUAGUUCUAGGGUUUGGAGGGAAUACCUCUUUUUUGUCUCCAAACAAAUGUGUCCUCUUCUUAAGUAAAGCAACCGUAUAUCUUUAGUCAUUAUAUUUCUUGUGUGCUUUAGUUUUUCUCUGUAAAAAAAAUGCAAUGAGAUGUGCCAAACUAGUGUUGGUAUUGACACUUUGUCACCUAAUGACUGUUUUAUAACCGUUGAAUCCUGACAUGACUCCAUCAUUCACUCCAGCGUCAAUUCAUCUCCAUCAUAAAACCUUUAUUAACUCUGCAUGCGAUGUUUUAAGUCACAUUUUAACAUGAUUUGCUGCCAUACAGGUUCAAUAUGUUGCAGGUAAAUAAAAGGUGUAUCCACCAUUCUCUUGUUGUGGUUCACUUUGCUGUCUACAUUCUUGCAUGUUUGUGAAUAUGUCGACGUUAACGCAUUAACAGACAUUUCCUUUAACGGCACUCAUUUUUUGGACGCGUGAUUAACGUGCACAUGUCUUGUUUGACCCUCGUCCCACACCGUAGUUUGAGGAAGCACGAAAUGAAUACAAAGCCACCAUCUGCCAGAGAGGCCGUCCACCCAACAAACAAGCACAUUAGCGCUCAAUAAGGUCAUCAAAUGUGACCUUUAUGCAUUCCCACAUAGUAUCAGAACUUGGAAGCAAAUGUGAGGUGAAAGAAAAAGGAUCAAAAUACAGUAUAGUGGUCUAUCUGUACUGCAUGGGACAACUGUACAAGGUGCGUUCAAGGACUUGCUUUAAACAUGCAAAAACUGGGGGAUUUCUAAAUGUGGAUUGAUUUCUGAAUUAAAUAAUGGCCGAUAUUUCCAAAAGUGACAACCCUUUGCAUAAAUGAUGUAGUUCUCCUCGUUACGUAUCAAAUUGUUUACCACUAAGAGAUUUACAUCCCUACUUAUUAUAGAUAAACACGUAUUUCUAUCUGCGAUUAUGCGUGACUAAUUAUUCGUUAACUAUUGACAACAUGUGAUUAAUCAUGAUUAAAUAUUUUAAUCGAUUGACAGCUGUAAUAUAUAUGUGCAUGGCUCAGAUCAAGGGUACCCUUUUCUGUCUUCAACUUCACUUGAGUAGUAUUUGAAGUUGUUGUUCUAACAAUGUGUACUAUCCCUAUCACUCUGACGUUUAUAGAGUGAGGAAGCUUACCAAACCAUAAAUUAAGCCUGUUCAUGUUUUUAUUUCGCGCUAGCACGGCUAUGUUGUAAAAAAGUGUCUAUAUUUGGACAUUGAAAUGUUCCAUGUAAAGCCUGUCUACUUUUGUUGUGAAAUUAACAAUAUUUUCUCUGAUAAUUGUGUCAUGAUUUCUACUUAGAAUUAAAGAAUGUCGUCUGAAAUUGGUUUCUAAUGUGUUUUAUUGAAAUAUUCUCAGUGUAAAAAAAAAACAACUGUUGUGUAAUCAUUAGUGAAAAGUACAUAACCUUCGUGUCCGCCUGCUGCUGAAAAUUUUGAAGAACAUAAUUCCAUGGAAAAACAAACCCCACGAUUACAAUGGUAUAUAUUCAUGGAAUAAUUACUCAACUCUGCAACUAAAGUGAUUUUUUUGUGUAUAAAAGAGUAAAAUAAGAUUAUUUGAACAAAAGUCUAACACCGAGUGGACACCGAGUUAUGUACUUUACAUUUAAGAAAGAGUGAACUUGGGAGGGUUGCUAUGGGAAAUGGAAGAUGUCUCCAGCUCUGGUAUGUUGGGUGUGUGUUUUGCAAUGUCUGAAGUUUGUCUUGAUAACAUUACCAAGGUCUAU